AUGAAAUCAACUUCUUGCUGACUAAACUGCAGGAUGCAUUUAGCAGGUACUCCAGUCUGAAAGAACAGUGUGCCAGCAGGGCUCAGGCCUACCUGUUCCUGACAACUUUGACUCUGUCCAAUGACGAGGACAUACAGAUGUCCAACAAAGAAAAAAAGAAAAGAUUACAGCUCAUAGAGACACAACUAAAAGACAACAUUUCCUUUGCCAUUAAAUCAGCAAUUGAAAACAGCCAAGAUAACUGGCAGUUGCUUGAGAAAGCACUAAACUCCAUCGAAAUGGGUACUCAUAAUAUUGAUGAACAUCCAAUGUUAGAGGAGUCUGUUUUCCACCCGGAGAACGUGUUGCCAAAGCAACUACCAUCUGUAUCAGAGAUUGAGCCUACAGAUGAGCUGAACACAUCUGGAAAUAACACUGCAGGUGUAAAAAUGGACAGCUUUAUGCAUUUUCUUGAAAAGUUGGACCUAAGUGGCUCUUAUCCCAAAAAGAUGACAAAAAAGGAUGUUCUUGUUAUAAACAGUUUAUCUCUGAGUAUAAAUGAGCCUACAACAGAGAAAGAAUUGAGCAACCUUUAUCUCUAUAAGCUCAUGACUUUAGACUACCAAGCCAGAUAUCUUUGUGUAAAACCUGAGGCAGGUAGCAUGUCAUUAAAUGAUAGUGGAGUGACUGUGAAGGAUGAUGAAGAUUUUUUUGAUAUUGGUGACAAAUCCAUCCAGAGUGUGAGCAGCAAAAAGGAACAAAUUCAUCCAAUGGAUAUUCAUAUGGCCAUUUUCCACUGCUCAAAUGACUUUUUGCGACAGUAUAUUUUAACUAAACUCUCUGCUUGUCAGUUUAGCCUGCCCAUUUUAGUACCCAGUCCCUGUGCAGAAGAGGUUGAAUUUCCCCUCUGGGCAUUGCGGCACAUCAGUAGAUCAUGGCAAAGUAAAAAUGGAUCGACAUCUGGAAAGUAUAAUAACAGGCAAAUGUUCAAUACUCUAGUGCCAAUUGUUUCCUUCAUCAGAUUAGGGUCAUCAAAUUACAACUCUAAAUCCCAGAUAUUGAAUGGUGUCAUUAGCAAACAGAGGCACAGUGUUUUUUUCCAUCGUCAUUGUAGGGGCAGCACUUCAAACAGCUUGCUCAUGAAUGGAGUUGUGGAGAUUGCAUGGUACUGUCCUGGAGGGAAGGGAGAUGACAUAUUCAAUGACUGUGUGGCCUUUCUGAACCUUCAUGGUGAUGCAGCAGAGCAUCCAAAACAACUAGAGUUUAUUCAGGCAGUGAGUACUGUCAAUGUGCUUCUACUUUCAGAGCAUCCUAUGAGUGAAGCUGCAAGAAAGAUUUCCCAGGAACUUUCCAAGUCUCCUGUCCCCUUGAUCUCAAGAAUGCUACAGUUCAAAGUCGAUGAAGAUAAUAAAUCAUGUCAGGAUGCUUAUUCACAAGCUAAGAAGUUAACCUGCCUUUUGAAGAAGGGAAAUGUACCUACUCUCAAGGAGAGGUUUUUGCCUUUGCAAGGUAAACUGUGGCAUGAUUGGUGCAUAAAAGACAAAGAGCAGUAUCGCCUGCGAGUCAAAGGAAGGGAAAGCCUUGAACAGCAGUCGAGUAGAAUAUCAGCUGAGAUGAAACAUAUCCCUUUGAGACAACUGAAAACUCCUCUCAAUGAAUUCAUGAGAUUGUUCUUGGAAUGCUUCACAUCAGCAGUUGAUCCUGACGACACAAUUUUGUACAGGUUGCAGUGCCUCAGAAUCCUCCUGGAUGGCAUUAGCACUGAAGCACUUGCAGAACUUGAAGAGGGAUAUCUCUCAACCUGGAGAAAAAUGAGAGAAGUACAAAAGGAUAAGGAAAAAGCAACACAUGUACAUCAAAUGCAAUCAAAACUCAACAGCAUAUGUGACAAAAUGGUCACUACAACAGUUGGCCUUCAGCAUUUAAUGAGAGAGGUUGGCCAACUCUAUGAGGCCAAUCAAAUGACAGCAGACAGAAAAGAAAACUCUAAACAAUAUUCCAGCUCUCUUCCCAAUAUAGGAGUUAAAAUGCUUCUUUCUGGAUAUCCACUUGAACUAAUGGAUGGAGACACUGCCCACGUGCCUGUUAAGUGGAUUGAGGCUGUUCUGGAGAAACUCGCUGAAACAUGUGAUGACAAAAAGUUAUUUGUUCUGUCCAUUCUAGGGCUUCAGAGUUCUGGGAAAUCCACACUGCUGAACACCAUGUUUGGUGUUCAGUUUUCUGUGAGCGCAGGAAGGUGUACCCAUGGAGCCUUCAUGCAGCUCAUACCGGUGGACUCCAGCAUCAGAAAUCAACUUGGAUAUGACUUUGUCCUCAUUGUGGACACAGAGGGACUCCGAUCACCAGAGCUCAGUACAAAGAUGUCAGUGAGCCACGACAAUGAGCUUGCCACUUUCGUCAUUGGAAUUGGUGACAUGACAGUAAUCAACAUCAUGGGGGAGAACUCCUCUGAGAUGCAUGAUAUUCUUCAGAUUUGUGUGCAGGCUUUCUUACGAAUGAAAAUGGUUAAAAUCUCACCAGGUUGCAUUUUUGUACACCAAAAUUGUGCUGAAGCAUCAGCUCGCGACAAAAACAUGGAGGGAAGACGACGUCUUCUGGAGAAACUGGAUGAUAUUGCGCAAAUGGGAGCAAAGGAAGAGAACAUUGAAGGCAUCAGUGGUUUCAAUGAUGUCAUCAAUUUUGACAUUGAGACACAAGUGUUCUAUUUCAAGAAUAUUCUUGAGGGAGACCCUCCCAUGGCCCCACCAAACCCUUCCUACAGCCAAAAUGUUCAGGAGCUGAAGACAAAGCUUCUAACACUUUCUCAGUGGCAGGCAAAUCGUAACUUUCCUUCAUUGUCAAAGUUCAAAUUGCGGGUUCAUGACGUUUGGGAAGCACUAUUGAAGGAGAACUUUGUGUUCAGUUUCAGAAACACAGUUGAAAUGAUGGUGUACAGUGCUCUAGAAGAAAAGUAUGCAGCAUGGUCAUGGACACUGAUCAGAUAUGCCCUGGAUCUUCAGAGUGAACUGCUAAACAAAAUUGGCAGCAACUUGAUUCAGGACGUAAAUGCAGCUGAUCUGAAUUUUAACGAAGUCUACAACUCACUGCAAACUGACAUAGAAGCGUAUUUCGAGGAAGACAAGAACAAAGAGACCCUCAUAAAGUGGAAGGAGAACAUUAUCAAACGCUUUGAAAGUCUGAAGUGUGAGCUCAUUGAUGGCACUUUAAAGAAAUGCCAAAAAUUAUUAAUCUCCAAGAGAAACAGAUCAGAACUGGACCACAGGAGAAUCAAAUACACAGAGGAGCUGACCAAAGCUUUGGCAUCCAAACUAAAAGUGCAGCAUCUGGAGGAGGAGCAAGUGAAGGCGGAAUUUGACGAACUCUGGGUUUCCUGGACAGCUGAAGUUUUGAAAGCUCAGCCACCUGAGGAUCCCACUAAUGUAAAAGCUGCAGUGGAAAAAGUUCUCCUGUUUCAAACACAUUCAAACAUCAUUCAGGAAAUACAAGGUUUCAGAGAAUGCAUGAUGAUUUCAAAACUGCGAACCAGCCACUGA
This is a messenger RNA of Anguilla anguilla (European eel), 3512 nucleotides long. RefSeq names its product interferon-induced very large GTPase 1-like. The coding region runs from base 138 to 3512 and encodes 1124 amino acids. Lineage: Eukaryota; Metazoa; Chordata; Actinopteri; Anguilliformes; Anguillidae. The record is from RefSeq and is a predicted model, not a curated record. The transcript is spliced from 3 exons. Gene Ontology annotation, molecular function: GTP binding.